AUGAAGUUCAUUUUCUGUAUUCUCUUUGUCCUCGGAUGUGCCAGUGCUCAGUUCAGUGCAACUGCUCAAGAAGCCAUCUUACAAAUCCACAAUGACCUAAGAUCCUCUAUUGCCAAAGGAGACUAUAGUGUGAAUGGAACCGGCCUAGAAGCAUCAUCCAACAUGCGUAAAAUGAAAUGGGAUUCGUGUCUAGAGAGAUCUGCUCGAAACUUAGCCAAGAGCUGUCCAGAUAAAACAUACAAAGGUGCUAAAUACGGGGAAAACGUCUUCGUUUCUCAUACUCUUUACCCCGAGAACACUUUUAACAGAAUAGGAGUGAUGGGCGCGGCAAUUUGGGGCGUAGAACUUGGUCAAGAACUGACUGCAGCCUCUCUCAACAAUACAAUCACAAAGAAGACUCAAAUGGCAUGGGCUGAGAUCAAUUUGAUGGGAUGUAGUGUUAAGAACUGUGGAAAGGUGUCACCCGAGAAAAAUACCACCAAGAUUGUUUUGGUGUGCAAGUAUGAAUUACCAGAUAACCUAUCUUCUUCUGGCAUGUAUAAACCAGGAAAGGCGUGCACGUCUUGCGAUGAAGGAUUCAAGUGCGAGACUGAUUCCGGAUUGUGCGUCUGA
Molecule: messenger RNA, 612 nt
Organism: Caenorhabditis briggsae
Lineage: Eukaryota; Metazoa; Nematoda; Chromadorea; Rhabditida; Rhabditidae
Exons: 4
Coding region: 1-612 (203 amino acids)
Source: RefSeq, a predicted model, not a curated record